Messenger RNA from Metarhizium album ARSEF 1941, 1035 nucleotides. RefSeq lists its product as uncharacterized. The transcript has a single exon. The record is from RefSeq and is a predicted model, not a curated record. Bases 1 to 1035 code for a protein of 344 amino acids. NCBI's taxonomy places the organism in Eukaryota, Fungi, Ascomycota, Sordariomycetes, Hypocreales, Clavicipitaceae.
AUGCGUCCCGGGAAUGUCAUUGCCCCCGUUGCCGUGGUCCUCUAUGGACACGCUGCUGUUGGCAGGCCUACCUUUGGGGAUAUCGGCAACAUCAUGGGCGGCAUGCUGAGUUCUCUGUCUGGGGGGAGCCCGAUGCCAGGCGGCGCACCGGGCGCUUCCCUGACACAGUUGAUCCCGGGGGCGUCGGCUGGUACUGGAUCGUCGACUGGUACUGGAUCGUCGACCGGCACUGGAUCGUCAGCCGGCACCGGGUCGUCGACCGGCACUGGAUCGUCAGCCGGCACCGGGUCGUCGACCGGCACUGGCUCGUUAGCCGGCACCGGAUCGUCGGCUGGUACUGGAUCGUCAGCCGGCACUGGAUCGUCGACCGCUACCAAUUUAACCGGAACUGGCCUGCCAGCAGACACUGGAUCGUCGACCGGUACUGAUUUAAGCGGAACUGGCUCGUCGGCCGGAUCAGGGUCGUCCCCCAGCUCCGGGACCUCCAUCACGACGACGAUAAACGGUCCAGGAUCGUCGACUGGCGCCGGAUCGUCGACUGGCGCCGGAUCGUUGGCCGACGCCGCCGGAACCGCGCAACGGCCAACCACCCAGGAGCUCGAGGCCGCGGCGCGCGCAUGGCGAGACGACACGGCCGUCGUGUCCAACUUCCUGUCCACCGCCGAGACCAUGAGCCCCGAGCAGCUGCAGAGGGAGGGCAAGAUUGCGCUCGACGCCGAAAACGACGAGCUCAUCCACAAGGCCGUCCUCGACAAGGUCUUCCUCAACGGCACAGCCGCCGAGAGGGACCCCGGCGUCGUCCAAGCCAACGACGUCCUCGUCAACCAGGGCACGUUCCAGUUCAUCGUCGACACGCUCGGGCUCAUCUCCAAGCGGGGCGCCAACAUGACGACCGGCGACAUCUCGACGCUGGUCCGGGCCAUGGACCAGGACCGGUGCCCCAACAUCCUCCCAGCCAUCGACGAGUACUUCGCUGCCACGCAGAAGGAGGCCGGCGGUCCUCAGCUCCGGGCCGUCAGGCCGACCAACUGCUAA